Molecule: messenger RNA, 549 nt
Organism: Acanthosepion pharaonis
Lineage: Eukaryota; Metazoa; Mollusca; Cephalopoda; Sepiida; Sepiidae
Source: the annotation of a GenBank genome assembly
AUGGGCCGUACGGAGGAAUCAUUAAUCCGGGAACUAUUUAGCAACCUAACUUGCGAUGGCAGGACUCCCUCCCAACUCCUUCGUUAUAUGAAAAGCCGACUCGGCAAAAAUACCAUGGCUGACUCUAUAUUAAAAAGCUUGUGGCUGGACCGUCUCCCCACCACCAUUACCCAAAUUUUGGCGCCAAUGUCCGAAAACACCUCGAUCGAUCAAUUAGCGGACGCCGCUGAUCGUAUUUUCUCGCAACUGGAUAAUCAGACAAUGCCAGUACACAGUGCUGAAGCGACUAGGGACCACAGCUCCUUGGAAAAAACAGUCGAGGAUUUGCAGCGCCAAGUUAAAGAUUUAACAUUAGCUCUAAAAAGUCAGGGUCGAAGCCGGUUCCCUUCCCGCCGGCGCUUCAGAAGUCGACCUCGCUCGUCAAGUCGGAACAAGGAUGCCACUCCUACUAUGUGUUACUACCACCGACGAUAUGGGUCUAAAGCUCAUUACUGCGUCAAGCCGUGUACUUAUACUGCGGUCGCGGAAAACAAAACCGCCAGCGAGUGA